Raphanus sativus (radish) is the source of this 1253-nucleotide messenger RNA. RefSeq lists its product as uncharacterized. Bases 43 to 996 code for a protein of 317 amino acids. NCBI's taxonomy places the organism in Eukaryota, Viridiplantae, Streptophyta, Magnoliopsida, Brassicales, Brassicaceae. The record is from RefSeq and is a predicted model, not a curated record. The transcript has a single exon.
UCCAAAACCAAUAUUCAAAUCUUUUCAUUUGUUUUUCUCUUGAUGGCUUCGUUCUUGAAUGUUCUAAGGGAGGUUGUGGGUAUCUUGAAUGAAUCUCGCAAACUCUUUCUCAAGAACAAGAAGUUGAUGUUCUGUGUCUUGGUAUUCCCUAUAUUUCUCAAUGGUGUAGUUUACUUGUUCAACGUCUAUGCCAUCAAACCCGAGAUAACAAGCUUGAUUCAAGAAUCUAGUUUGUUACCUAUGAUGGAUCCAAGCACCCCUGAAUACUUAGCCCAUCUUAUGAAAGUCUUUGAAGAUUUUCGACAAUUUGUAGUUUAUUCAUAUAUAUUUGCCGCAGUCUGCUCCAUCUUCAACCUUUUAUCGGUUAUAAUCAUCGUUCACGCUUCGGCUCUUACUUAUAAAGAAGACAACGUCAAGAUCAAAGAGUUCCCGGCUCUGCCACUUAAAUCUUUGAAGGGACCUCUUGUGACAUAUUUCUACAUUGCUCUCUUCACUCUUGGCUAUUGGUUUAUCUUUUUGAUAAUCCUUUUCCCUCUUCUUUUGUUAUCUACAAAUUUUGGUUCCUUGGCAGCCAAGUCUGGGGCUUUGUUUGUUCUGUUCUCAGUGUUUGAGUCCUAUUUAGCUAUCGUUUGGUACCUAUCUUUGGUCAUAUCGAUCCUCGAAGAAACUUAUGGGAUCGAAGCUUUGGGGAAAGCUGCAAAGAUUGUUAAAGGGAUGAAACCGAAACUAUUCAUAUUGAAUCUUUUCUUUGGUUUAUUGUCCUUUGGUUUUGCUCAGAUAGUGAGGCGGGUUGAUUUGAAACGUUCGUUGGCAGUUACCUUAACCACCGGUUUGGUUCUUAUGAGUUUGAUCGCUGCAGUGAGGAUGUUUCAGCUUGUGACCUACACUGUUGCCUAUUUCCAAUGUAAGAGCCUCCAAGGCAAGGACGUUGAGUCGCUGAGGGAUGUUGAAUAUACGAAACUAACCUCCACUGCGCUCAUAGGAGCAUUGCCUUGAAGUAUUUGAAUACAAGUAUAAAUAUAUAUGGUAUAGUCUCAUGAUUAAACUAUACCUCUCAUGAAUCUUAUUUUUUUUCUUCAAAGUCUCGUGAAUGGAAUGUUUGUUUGCUUUGGGAAUUGGUAAGAUGUAUAUAUUAUCGAUAAUCAGAUGUUUGGUUGAAUAUCUGAGCAAAUAUUUGUUGGAUAUUUAAGUGAUUUUUUUCAACCAUUAAAGUGAAGAAGUUUAGAUGAACAAUUGUAAUUGUUUGUAAUUAU